UGCCGAAAAUUUGAAGGAUCUUGAAGUUCCCAUAUCAGAAGCCGACUUUGACAAUUCAUUUCCAAAUAUGUUAACAAAAAGAUUUUUAAACAAACGUGAUCUCAAAAUGGACGUCGGGGAAAUUGCUUGUUGGGCUUCUGCCCGUCGAAGAAACGAGGGACGCUCAAUAGUCCUCCGAGCACGCAUAGGCCAAAAGUGCGAUUUUCGGGGUACCUUGAAAAAUAGCAUUAAUAACCUUGAAGCCAUUAUUGGCCUUAGAAGUGGUGGUCUCCCUGAUAGAGCUGAUCUUUCCGUAGCAAUGCGCGAUGUUCUUUAUAAUUUUUUCAAAACAAAUCCUAAUGCAUCUGGAAAUGAUCUUCAUAGUACAUAUGUUCUUGGAAUUCAAUCAUGGGGUAG
Diversispora eburnea is the source of this 396-nucleotide messenger RNA. The record is from the annotation of a GenBank genome assembly. Lineage: Eukaryota; Fungi; Glomeromycota; Glomeromycetes; Diversisporales; Diversisporaceae.